AGAAGAAGAAAAUGAAGCAGAAGAAGACGCUUACGCAUGCGCAGUAGACGUAACAACACCAAAGCAGUUUUGAGCCUGAUGAAAUAAUGUUUUGGUUUAAUGGCAGCAUUCCCGAUGCCAUUAAUUUGGCUAAACAACGGAGUUUUGUCUUUGUCGUCGUAAUUGUUGGGGAAGAUGAACAAUCCGCCAACUUGAUGUCUAGCUGGGAGGACGACAGUGUCUCAGAGACUGCUCAGAACGGUUGUGUGGCGGUUAAAGUCGACGCCAAGAGCGAUACUUGCGUGCAGUUCUCCCAGAUUUAUCCAGUGGUGUGCAUUCCCUCCAGUUUCUUUAUUGGAGAGAAUGGCAUCCCCUUGGAGGUCAUCGCUGGCAGCGUGUCUGCCACAGAACUAGAGAUUAGAAUCAACAAAGUGAAGCAGAUGCAUGCGCAGCAAAUUGGAAAACAGCAACAAGAAACAACACCUCCUGUGAUGAUCAGCACAACGCAACCUACCCUCGCCGGAUCCUCAGUUCCAUCUGUGUCCCCGGUAUCAACAGAAGAAGCAGAGGACGGCUUAGAUCCUGCACAGGCUUGUGAAGCUGCUACCUGUGGCCAGUCAGCUGCGGAGAAUGGAUGUCCAGAUACCAGUUUAUGUUGUCCGGCUGAAACAAACAUGGACACAAAAGUGCAAAGAGUAAAGAAGAGCCUGGAGGGCAGGCAAAAAACAGCAUCAGAGGAUGAGUGCAGAGCGGAAAGAGCAGCCCUUUAUGCCAAAUUCUUGGACGAAAAGGCUAAAAAGGUAGCACAGCAGGCCGAACAGGCAGAGGAAGAAGCAAGGAAGGCCGCUAUUGUGAGGCAAAGGAGCACCAUUGCAAGGCUCCAGUUUCGCCUCCCAGAUGGAUCAUCCUUCACCAACCAGUUCUCCUCUCAGAGCAAACUGCAGGAAGCUCACCAAUUUGCUGUUCAGGAGGCUGGAAACCGCUAUGGUAACUUCUCCAUGGCCACCAUGUUUCCUCGACGGGAAUUCACCAGUGAAGAUCUUAACAAGACGUUACUGGAACUAGAUCUUGCCCCAAGUGCUUCCAUUGUACUUCUGCCUUCUGGCAGGGCUUCUUCAGUGGUCCCGUCCUCUGGAGGUGGUAUUUGGGCGGUUCUGAACACACUCUUCUACCCGAUUCUCAGCGUAUGGCGAUUCCUAAGCUCUUUGAUGUUUGCACCUGCACCGCAAGAAACAUCCAGAAGCUCUUUCCCUUCGUCUCACUCUCACAGCAACUCUGCAGCUCGCUCUGAUAAAACCAAAAGAGAGCCUCUCUUUGUCCCUCCUGAGAAACAGCCCAAGAACUUCAAGAAAGACGGGAAAAUCUGCCAGCUCAAGACUCAAGAGGAUAGCGAGGAUGAAAACAACACCUGGAACGGGAACUCCACUCAGCAAAUGUAGCUUUGAAAAAGCUUUCUUUCUGCUUGUAUCCACCCCCCUCCCCCACUUAAGUCAGUGACUUAACGGUCGGUAAUAGUCAGCCAUCUACUAUUAUAUUCUUGGAUUACACCAGAUUUGGAACCUGCAUGGUUAAAUUGGUAUAUUAUAUUUCACCCCCCCCCCCCCCCCCAAAUGAUUGACAAACUUUAUUCUGAAUUUAGAAGACAUUUUGCAGGUAUACAGUAAAUAUAUAAGAAAACUUGGUUUGCACAUUUGCAUUUUUAUUGCUAAUCUAGUGCAAAAAGUGGCAGGCAUAUCAGCCAAAUCGGAUUUAUUCAACCCCACACCGUAAAUGGCAUUUCAUGAGAUGAGCAAUUUGCUAAAAUAAUACUUCAAAUGAUAGUGGAAUAAUUCAAGUGCUGCUGUAUGUUUCUGUUGAGUGUGUAGGUGUGUUCUCCAUCACACAUUUAAAAAUAAAAAUAUUUCCCAAAAAAUCUCUCAUGUAAUUUGAGUUCUGUUUUUGUUGUGUUGAAGAUGAUACUGUGUGUUUUGUAUUUAAGAUAAAUUAUCCGAACCUGCCGGCUGUAAACCUGACAUGCGAGUCGAAAUUGAAAGUUGCUGUGCACUCAAAACCAAGGAUGCGCCAAUCGAUCGGCCACUGAUUUGUAUCAGACGAUUUCUGUGAAAACAUUGAUCACAAAAAAUGAUCACCCAAUGUAGUUCAAGUAAAUUACAAAUUUGUCUUGUAUUUUAUCGGAGGAA
This is a messenger RNA of Doryrhamphus excisus (bluestripe pipefish), 2159 nucleotides long. RefSeq names its product UBX domain protein 4 (gene ubxn4). NCBI's taxonomy places the organism in Eukaryota, Metazoa, Chordata, Actinopteri, Syngnathiformes, Syngnathidae. Gene Ontology annotation, molecular function: protein binding. Gene Ontology annotation, cellular component: endoplasmic reticulum. Gene Ontology annotation, biological process: ERAD pathway. The record is from RefSeq and is a predicted model, not a curated record.